Molecule: messenger RNA, 2787 nt
Organism: Dicentrarchus labrax (European seabass)
Lineage: Eukaryota; Metazoa; Chordata; Actinopteri; Moronidae
Gene: fscn2b
Product: fascin actin-bundling protein 2b, retinal
Exons: 7
Coding region: 503-1975 (490 amino acids)
Biological process (GO): establishment or maintenance of cell polarity; actin filament bundle assembly; cell migration
Cellular component (GO): cytoplasm; actin cytoskeleton
Molecular function (GO): protein-macromolecule adaptor activity; actin filament binding
Source: RefSeq, a predicted model, not a curated record
UCAGGGUGAAUAACAAGUCAAGCAAGAAGAGGAGUGAGGCUGAACACUGUUCAACGAGAGAGAGAGGGAGGGAGAGGGUCGACUGCAGAAGUGGAGAUAAGCAGUAGAGAUCAAAAUUAGUCCACAGAGAAAGAGAGGUUGACGCCGGACGCCAGUCUAAAGAGAGAUCAAGGUUGACUCAAGUCUUUCUGCCUCUAACCUGAUUAGGGUGAGGAGAGGUAGAGGUGGAGGGGAGCCGGGAGACCGGAUCAACAGUACGUGAGAGCCAGCAGGAGAAGGAGAGGAGAGAGAAAGAAUUACAAGAGGACGCUUGGUGAAAGAAGCCUCUUAAAUCUGGGAGCUGGAAUUAGAGCCGCAGAAACUGCAGAGGGGAAGCCACAAAACCACAGUCUUACCCCUCUCUCUUUGCCCAGCCUAACUUUCCCACUCUUCCCCCAAUCCCUAACUUGUCUUACCCCUUGUUCUCCAUCUGUCUCUUGAAUUCCUGAAUCCACAGGUGAAGAUGCCUGCUAAUGGGAACCGUCCCUUGAAGUUACAGUUUGGUCUAAUCAACCAUGAGGGUCGCUAUCUCACUGCUGAGUCCUUUGGCUUCAAGGUGAAUGCAUCAGCACCCAGCCUGAAGAAGAAGCAGAUAUGGACUCUAGAGCAGGACUCCCAGGACACGCAGGUGGUCUACUUGCGCAGCCACCUGGGACGCUACCUGGCAUCUGACAAGGACGGCAAAGUCACCUGUGAGGCCGAUGGCCACAAUUCCGACUGCCGCUUCCUCAUCGUUGCUCAAUCAGACGGUCGCUGGGCCCUGCAGUCUGAGCAGCACCUCCGCUUCUUUGGUGGCUCUCGGGACUACCUGUCCUGCUUUGCCCAGGUAAUCACAGAUGCCGAGCUGUGGGCAGUGCACCUGGCUCUACAUCCGCAGGCCAACCUGCUGUCUGUGGCUCGCAAGCGUUAUGCCCACCUCUCUAUGGAGGAUGGGGAAAUCGCUGUGGAUGUGAACAUUCCCUGGGGGGUGGCAGCGCUCCUGACCCUUGUCUACCUGGAUGGGAAGUACUGCCUUAAGACCUGCGACAGCCGCUUCCUCAGCAAUGACGGAAAGCUCUUGACACAGAGUGGGAGGGCCACGGCAUACACGCUGGAGCUGAAGUGUGGGAAACUGGCCUUUAAAGACUGCGAGGGGAAGUAUUUGUCUCCCAUGGGGCCUACGGGCACCCUCAGGUCUGGACGGUGUUCCAAACCGGGUAAAGAUGAACUGUUUGACCUGGAGGAGAGCCAUCCACAGGUGGUUCUGAUGGCAGCCAAUGGCCGAUAUGUCUCCAUAAGACAAGGAGUAAGCCUUGCAGCAAAUCAGGAAGAUGAGACGGACAUGGAGACGUUUCAGAUGGAGAUUGACAAGGAAACCAGGAUGUGUACAUUCCGCACCAGCCAAGGGAACUACUGGGCUCUGGUGGCCCACGGAGGCAUCCAGAGUACGGCUACUGAAGUGUCAGCGAACACCAUGUUUUCAGUGGAGUGGCUUGGCCACAAGGUGGCACUAAAAGCUAACAAUGGAAAAUACAUCUGCAUCAAGAAGAAUGGCCAGCUGCUCGCUGUCAGUGAUUCCACAGGUGAGGAUGAACAGCUCACUUUGAAACUGAUCAACCGACCCAUGCUGAUCUUGAGAGGAGACAACGGAUUCAUCUGCCACCACAAGAAUUCCAACACGCUGGACGCCAGCAGAUCGGUCUAUGACAUUUUCACUCUGCAAUUCAGUAACGGGGCCUACCAUAUUAAAGGUGUAGAUGGCCGGUUCUGGUACGUGAACAGUGCUGGGUUGGUGUGCUCAGAUGGUGAGGUCCCUGAGGAUUUCUCUCUUGAGCUCCUGGAGCACAGACGCCUCGCCAUCCGUGGCAAGAACGGCAAAUACCUGCGUGGAGACCAGGGAGGCACGUUGAAGGGAGAUGGACUCAGCCUGAGCAGCUCAGCCCUGUGGGAGUAUUAAUACAAUCCAAUCCAAUCUUAACCUAAGACCUAGACUCUGACUCCUCUCUUCACUGAGUUAAGUCUGUGGCAUUUUGAGGUGAAAGACAGCGAAGAGUUACGACCUGUACCGAUUUCAUCCCACUUAUUUUCUCCUUCCUGUUACAAAGAGGUCGCAGAAGUGAACUCACAGGGAUAACUGACUGAUACAGAGGCGAGAAAGUUCAAGAAGAGGAACUGGCCACGCAUAUUCAGCCAAGAAACGUCUUGAUGAAGUGAACAAUGUUUUUGAGUCAGUACUUGAUGUCAAAACAGCAAAUUAGUGUGAAUGAACAUUUUCGAUUUGAGUUUUUGUUUUGUUCUUUUAGAUUUUUUCCCAAUGAGCUAAACUCCAGAUAAAAAUCCUCCUUUCAGUAAAGACGUGUAGAUUUAUGCUGUAAAACCAACAUACAUCAAGGAUUCUACCACUGCUUAAAGGUGUUACAUUAUUGACAGCAAGGCAACAACUGGGUCAUACAGGUGUGUAAUGACAGUCACCCAGUCUAAGAAGCAUAAUGAAUCUGGGUGCCAUUUGAGACGGACAUAGUCACCAUUAUGAGUGAGAUCACCUUUAAGAGGAGUUUGAGUCAUUAGCAUGGUACUGCUGUCUGAGGAUGUUUAUUAGCAGACAAGGGUGAUUGGGUUUCUAAUAGUCACCUGUUGAAGACUGUAACCAAGACUCAUGAACAAGUACCUGGUAGUAAUGUGAUCAUUACAACCUUUUUUCAUUUGUCCAUCUGCAAUGUUUUUUCAACAUUUCUUCUUUCUUUUAUGAGCAUAAAGAUACAAAAUACA